UUGACAUUUUGGUAAAGAAAAAAACGGCAUUCAAGUCAUCCCACUAUUCCCACUAAGGUCGAUGUCUUGUUCACUAAUUAACUAAAUCUGAACAGAAUAACAGAGGCCUUAGGAGUUUGAACAAAACCCACUUAAGAUAGCCUAGCAAAACCAGCAGAAAGAUACUGUUUUACGGCACCUCCUAACUUAUCUCCAUUGAGUAGUCAUGAAGAUCUUAAGCAACAAUUGCUUUCUGAUCAUUCUGCUUCUCUUUGUAUCUGGUGCAGCACAAAUCAAGGCAGAUUAUACUACCUGCAUGAAUCGCGCUAGCCCGUGCUUUAUGGAGCAACUUCAAUGCCCAUCGGAAUGCCCUUCUCAAUAUCCGUCUGACCCACAAGCUAAAGUUUGCUAUAUCCGUUGCAAUUCACCUAUGUGCACAUCACCCGUGUGCAGAACUAGGAAACCAAAUUGCAAUACCCCUGGAGCUGCAUGCUUGGACCCGCGGUUCAUCGGCGCAGAUGGCACUGUAUUCUACUUCCACGGGAAAAGCAACGAGCAUUUCAGCUUGGUUUCAGAUCUCAAUAUCCAAAUCAAUGCUCGCUUCAUUGGUCUAAGGCCAGCGGGUAGACCAAGGGACUACACCUGGAUUCAAGCACUAGGAAUCCUUUUUGGCUCUCACAGUUUCUCUGUCGAGGCCAUCAAAGCAGCAACAUGGGAAGACGAAAUCGACCACCUAAAAUUCUCAUACAAUGGCAAAGAGCUAGUCAUACCCGAAACAUACCCAUCUUUGUCGUUAUCCGCACAAAACGACCUAAAAGUACAAAGAACAUCGAGGAAGAAUAGUGUUUUAGUCACUCUAUCAGAAGUUGCUGAAAUUUCAGUCAAUGUGGUGCCAGUGACCAAGGAAGAUGACAGAAUCCAUAACUACCAGAUACCUUCGGAUGACUGCUUUGCUCACUUAGAGGUGCAAUUCAAAUUCUAUGAACUUUCCACAAAGGUUGAAGGUGUGCUCGGCCGGACUUACCAACCAGAUUUCAAGAAUCCGGCAAAGCCUGGUGUUGCAAUGCCGGUGGUGGGAGGUGAAAACAAAUAUAGGACCACGUCGCUUCUAUCUGCAGAUUGUGGUUCUUGUGUGUUUUCUCCAGUUGGGGUUUACAACAAGGAUGAAUCGCUGGUUAUAGAUUUUGGCCUGCUAGAUUGCACCGCUGGGGCUAGCACUGGGAAUGGAAUCAUGUGCAAGAAAUGAGUAGCCUACUAUGCUAUCUUCUCCUAGAAUUUCAGGUGUUUUUUCCUUGAUUAAUAAUUGAAUGUUGCUUUCUAGAGACUAGAGAGAGAUGUGUCUUAUGUUUUAUCCUUGAGUGGUGCAAUUUCAAUCGUUUCGAAGCUGGAAUGAUGUAGCUUUUAGUUUUUUCACAUGGUUAAUCAGGAUUUUGAAUCAUUUUCUAGCUCUGAA
Molecule: messenger RNA, 1432 nt
Organism: Rhododendron vialii
Lineage: Eukaryota; Viridiplantae; Streptophyta; Magnoliopsida; Ericales; Ericaceae
Exons: 2
Coding region: 206-1225 (339 amino acids)
Source: RefSeq, a predicted model, not a curated record